CCCGCCGCCCCGCACCUGCCGGUCCCCGCGGCUGGCCGUCCCGCGGCCUCGGCACCUGGCGGCCCCUGCGUCCCAGAGCCAGCAGCGCCCCUGCCCGUCGGGGCCAGGGAAGGCCAUGGUGUCGCCGCCGCCCGGGCUCCCAGCGAGCAGCCUGCUGCAGGUUCUGCUCCUGGGGCUGAGCGCCUUGGCGCCCGCCUCCGGAGCCCAGUUCCAGCUGCACGUGCCCUCGGGGCUGGACCAGGUGCACGCCAUGGAGGGCGAGGAGGUGGUGCUGCCCGCCUGGUACACCUUCCAGGGCGAGGCGGCCACGGCCCGGCCCUGGGAGACCCUCACCCUGAUGUGGUUCCUGGAGCAGGAAGGGAAGGACCUGAAGCAGGUGCUGGCGCACAUCAGUGGGGUCACCACCAACCAGGAUGGAGCGUCCCUGGUGUACCCCAUGCCCUCCCGGAACGUGUCCCUGCGGCUCCAGCGCCUCCGGGAGAAAGACUCCGGGUCCUACCGCUGCUCCGUGAACGUGCAGGACAAGCAAGGCACCAGCCGGGGCCACAGCAGCAAAACGUUAAAGCUCGACGUGUGGGUUCCUCCAGCUCCUCCAUCCUGCCAUCUCCUGGGCACGCCCCGUGUGGGGACCAACGUGACCUUGAGCUGCAAGUCCCCGAGGAGUAAGCCUGCUGCCCUGUACCAGUGGGAGCGGUCACACCCAUCUGUUGAGGUUUUCUUUGCACCAGUUUUAGAUGCCAUAUCUGGCUUCCUCAGCCUCCGAAACCUUUCCAGCUCUAUGUCCGGCGUCUACGUCUGCAAGGCCACCAACAGGGUGGGCAGCGCCAGCUGCAACGUGACCCUGGAAGUGAGCUCAGGGCCUGGGGCUGCCGUGGUUGCUGGAGCUGUGGUGGGCACCCUGGUUGGCUUGGGGCUGCUAGCCGGACUGGUCCUCUUGUACCAACGCCAGGGCAAGGCCCCAGAGGAGGUGGCCAAUGACAUCAAGGAAGAUGCUGCUGCGCCUCGGACCCUGCCCUGGCCCAAGGGCUCAGACACCAUCUCCAAGAACGGGACGCUGUCCUCCGUCACCUCGUCACCAGCCCUCAGACCGCCCCACCGCCCCUCCAGGCUCGGUGCCUCCACCGCCUCGACCCCCAUGACCCCCACGCGCAGCCACGGCUGGGUCUCGCCCUCUGCCCUGAGUCGCAAGGGCGCUGUCCCCGUGAUGGUGCCCGCCCAGAACCAGGCUGGGUCUCUGGUGUGACGGCCCCGCCAUGUGUGGGCAGAGCCAUCUGGAUUCUCUCCUUCCUGUAGUCCUUACUAUGGAGGUUCCCCCAGCAUAAAGGCCUGAGUCUGGGGGUUGGGGGGGGGGAUGGACCCCUUCUAGAUCUCCAGUCCUCUGCACCCACCUUUCUUGACUAUGGGAAAACGGGGUCUUCGUUAAGACUCGAACUUCCAGGAGGUAGAAGAAGAAGAGGAAGCGGACUUGGGGUUGGUUGGGAAGAGCCUUAACCCCCUCCUGGGGCCCCCCUAAUACAGCAGAGGGAUGCUGCUGAGACUGGUUAACCCAGCCCUGGUGGAGACUGCCCAUCAGUGAGUCCUCCCGGCCGCCCCCUUGACCUCUAUCCCACCCCCCGUCUAACACCACCCUCCACCCCCGCUCCAGCUCCCUGCAUUCGUAUCCCCCGUCCUGCUGGCCUGGUUGGGUUUUGCUGGGCCAGGGGACAGGGCAGAUAUUUGUUAAACUAACUUGAAAUGUGUGUUUUAAGAUGUGUUUUGUUUUUUUAUUUUUAUUUUACAAACCUCAAUAAAGAU
Messenger RNA from Pipistrellus kuhlii (Kuhl's pipistrelle), 1794 nucleotides. It is a transcript of the gene ESAM, whose product is annotated as endothelial cell adhesion molecule. Gene Ontology annotation, biological process: homophilic cell-cell adhesion. The transcript is spliced from 7 exons. Gene Ontology annotation, cellular component: adherens junction; plasma membrane. NCBI's taxonomy places the organism in Eukaryota, Metazoa, Chordata, Mammalia, Chiroptera, Vespertilionidae. The record is from RefSeq and is a predicted model, not a curated record. Gene Ontology annotation, molecular function: cell-cell adhesion mediator activity. The coding region runs from base 116 to 1243 and encodes 375 amino acids.